AUGGCUGGUGAUGAUGAUGUUUUUUCACCAGGCAUAUCAAUGACACAAUUGAGUCUCUUUCAGAAAAGACUGAUCCAGAUGGCUACAAGACAUGGACUCGGGUCAAUGACUUGGUACAGCAGUGGAUCACCAACACUGUCAGUCAAGACAUUGCUAAGAGUCUCACCUAUUACUCUUCGGCUCAAGAGGAAUUCCGAAGAUCUGCAGUCGUUGGAGGAGUGGCCCUUCUGUGACAAUCCGACUAAACGAGCCCCUACUGGGCCUGAGGUGAAAAGCAGCAGUAUUGUGUGUGAGUGUCUUGCAGCAGCAAGGGUAAUGGCAGAGAAUAACAACUAUGUGCAGCCCUCCAUUCCACGCUUUGAUGGGCAUUAUGAUCACUGGAGUUUAUUAAUGGAGAACUUCCUGAGAUCGAAGGAGUAUUGGAGCCUAAUUGAGACAGGCUUCACUGAGCCUGCUGCGGGGGAGGUGAUAACCGCAGCACAGAGGAAGACGUUGGAUGAGUUGAAGCUGAAAGAUCUAAAGGCGAAGAAUUAUCUCUUUCAGGCGAUUGACCGCACGAUCUUAGAUACAAUCCUUCAAAAGGAUACUGCGAAGCAAAUAUGGGAUUCCAUGAAGAAGAAGUAUGAAGGGAAUGCAAGGGUGAAAUGCUUUCAACUUCAAGCACUUCGCAAGGAUUUUGAAAUUCUUGAGUUGAAAGUUGGUGAGUCUGUCACAGAUUAUUACUCUCGAGUUAUGUCUGUGGCAAAUAGAAUGCGGACUCACGGUCAACAGAUGGAUGAUGCUACUGUGGUGGAUAAGAUACUUCAAUCUUUGACCGAGAAGUUCAACUAUAUAGCCUGCUCCAUUGAAGAGUCGAAGAACAUUGAUGAGAUGUCAGUCGAUGAGCUACAAAGUUCAUUGCUUGUUCAUGAGCAAAAACUCAAUCGGAGUAGAGGAGAGGAGCCAGCAGCCCUAAAAAUAUCAACAAAUGGUGCUUUUCCAGCUAGAGGCAGAGGCAGAGGCGUAUGGAGAGGAAAAGGCAGAAGUAUGAGAUAUGGCAGUGGGAGCGGACUAAAGCAUGAUGGUCAAUCCCCUGAUUUUCAUAGCAGAGGUGGUAGAGGAGGUUUCAAGCAUGAACAUCAAUCCUCAGGCAGAGGUAGAGGAUAUUUUGAUAAGUCCAAGGUGGAAUGCUUCAGAUGUCAUGGGUUUGGUCACUUUCGGGAUGAGUGUAAUGCGAAGCUUCACAGAGAGAAACAAAAGUUCGGUGAGUAG
Argentina anserina (silverweed cinquefoil) is the source of this 1251-nucleotide messenger RNA. RefSeq names its product retrovirus-related Pol polyprotein from transposon TNT 1-94. Gene Ontology annotation, molecular function: nucleic acid binding; zinc ion binding. The coding region runs from base 1 to 1251 and encodes 416 amino acids. Lineage: Eukaryota; Viridiplantae; Streptophyta; Magnoliopsida; Rosales; Rosaceae. The transcript is spliced from 3 exons. The record is from RefSeq and is a predicted model, not a curated record.